Molecule: messenger RNA, 1844 nt
Organism: Falco peregrinus (peregrine falcon)
Lineage: Eukaryota; Metazoa; Chordata; Aves; Falconiformes; Falconidae
Gene: PTMS
Product: parathymosin
Exons: 5
Coding region: 621-935 (104 amino acids)
Biological process (GO): positive regulation of transcription by RNA polymerase II; negative regulation of apoptotic process
Cellular component (GO): nucleus
Molecular function (GO): histone binding
Source: RefSeq, a predicted model, not a curated record
CAGGCAGGAGGCCGCGUGAGCCCGGCCGUCGCCAGCGCUGCCCACCCACACGGACCCGCACAACAGCUCCUCGCCCACCGCGGGUUCCUCCUGAAGGGACGGCCAGGCUGUACGGGCGGCUGUCCCCCUCCGCCUCCCUGGGCUGUGCUGCAGGGGCGGCUGGCAAAGGGCUGGGGUCCCUGGGGCAGUGCCUUGGUGUGGCGGCUCGGCGGGAAGAGCGGGGCUUGUGGGCUUCGCGCCCCCGUCUUGCCUCGACGGGCCGGGUGGGGGCUGCCGUGUGCCCCCGCUGCCGGGCGCUGCGCCGGCUGUGGUGGAGCGGCGAGCGCACAUUGUUCUGCCGGCCGGGCUCCCCGCGGCGCAGCCCGUCCCUCUCCCCUCCCUCCUCCGCCUCCCGUCCCUCUCCCCUCCCUCUGCAGGUCCCUCCUUCCCUCGUCACCGAGCGGUGUAUAAAUCCCCUUCCCCGGCGUAUCCCCCCACCGCGGGAGACCCUGGUACUUUGGCCCCCGGGGCGGGAGCCUGCUGCCUCCGGACCGCCGGGACUUUGCUGACCGCUUUUCCCCCCUCGCGGGGCCCCCUCACACGGUUCCCACCAGCCUCUUCCCUUCGCAACCCGGGUCAGGAUGUCGGAAAAACGCGUCGAGGAGGCGCCGGCGGAGCUGAGCGCUAAGGAAAUGAAAGAAAAGAAGGACAAACUUGAGGAAAAAACGGUUCACAAAGAAAAGAAGAAGGAGGUAGUAGAGGAUGAAGAAAAUGGAGCUGAAGAAGAUGAGGAAGAGAAUCCUGAUGACGUGGAUGAAGAAGGUGGUGAUGAGGAUGAAGAAGGAGACGAGAAUGGGCAAGAGCAGGAUGGUCAUGCAGAAAAACGAUCUGCAGAGGAGGAAGAGGAUGAAGUGGAUCCAAAGAGACAGAAGACAGAAAACGGGUCUUCAGCUUGAGUCCUCCCCUCCCAUCUCCUCUGUUCCGUCCAUCUCUUCUCCUCCAUUCCAGCCUGUGCUUGCACUGUCCGUUAGCCUCCGGCUUCACACAAUCUCAGAUGAGGGAAGAUUAGAAAUGCUCUCAAACAGAGAAGACAGCAGUUUCCUCCUCGCCUACCUGUGACAUCCCUCAGCUGAAACUAUUCCAGUCCCCCCAUCCCUUCCGCUGUGCCCCACUGACAAGGGAUCCUCUCCCCUCAAGAAUCUCGUCGUUUCCUCUGGCCCAGUAUGUCCCCUUACCAGGCCUGUGUGCCAGGCUCCUCCUGCAGCCGGCACCCGUCCUCCCCUUCCCGCUUGCCCCCCUUUUUUUGUCACUAGUGCAAAUGAGAUUCUUGAUGGCUUCUGCUCCCCAGGCGUACUGCUGUCAGAGGUCCUCCCUGAGUCCAGGAGGCUGCGGGCACACAUCUCAUGGUGCAUUUUCCAGUUCUAGGCGUCCUCUCAUCUGCUUUCCCACUGAACCCUGAGAGACAAAGAAAAAAGAAUUAUUACAAGCAAAUAAUGGUUCUGUUAAACCAUACAUGGAUACAGAAUUUAUUUUAAGCUUGCUUUUUUUUUCCCCAAGUUUACAUGACAGCAAGCUGGCCCUCGUGAAUUUUUCAGAAGAUAAGGGUUGUUUUUAUAUAUGAAUUUCACCUGAAUUGCAUAUUUUUCUAAUUUGGAGGCUUUUUUAAAAGAAAUCAAGAGAGAAACAAUUGGGGACCAAACUUUCAAUUCCAUUUUUUUUCCCUUCAGAUUUUCUUGUGACCAGUUUUUGUAAAUUAAAGGCGAUACAGCCACAGCAUUUUCUAUGGCACAGACAUCACGAGGAUGAUAGAUAUAAAUAUAUAUAUUGUUUUCAACUAGCACUGUAAAUAAAAGCGUUUAAAAAUA